UCAGGGGAAUUAUUUGGGGAAGUUGCUUUAAAUCUCUCAAUAUAAUGCGGAAUGUUGUUUGAUUACGGGUAUCUUUAAACGAAUAAUUACUAAGGAUAUAUUUGUAUUGACAAGAUAUUUCCCAGCCUCUGUAUUUAGGGUUUUGAAAUCAUCCUUGUUCGUUAUCCACCCUCGAAACUCUAGUUCAAAGAGCCUGUCAGAAAUAUGAUGAAACAUUUGCCGGCUACUUUGUUGCUGAUACAAACGUGAAAGAAUGCCGCAGUGACCAAGAUUUUGUGUCCGUAUAAUGAUAUCUCUUUUUAUGCAAAUAGUUAUUAUUUGACAGGACUAACGAGUGUUGGGACUGAAGUGAGGCUGUUGGGGUAGCUUCUCACCGCUCUCUCGUUCAUUUGGCAACACUAGUUGUGACAGAAGCGGCGCGAGACAUGUAUCCGGCUCGUCGGUGUUCGUUCCUUCACCGAGACUUGGCAGCGUUGUGUCUCUCCUCCCUGGGGCCGGCAGCUAAGAAACAGACACCUACGAAGAAAUUAUCCCUCCCGGCUCCACGGCACUGUCACACCGGAGGAGAAGGCGGCAAGCCACAGGUGAAAUCACGCGGCUCAUCGCCCACGUCAGCGAGCUCUAUACCAGUGUGUCUGAUGGGCAGCAGUAGCAGCAGCAGGCUGUUUGGUACCCUGGCCCAGACCCUGAACAGUGCUCCACUGGCCCAGCAGGACUACGACCCAGAGCACCAGGACUCAGACCAGGACCCGGAGGGCCUGGAGCAGGCCGACCCAGAUCAGCUGCUCAGGGAGUGCGAGGAGAUCCUCCAGAACCGGCCGGCCCGGCCCCACAGGGACCUGGUCUACCCUGUAGACCCUAAACACCAGCACCAAUACAGGAACAAUGAGCAACAGCAAACACCAUCUAUACGGGUCAUGACAUGGAACAUCCUAGCCCAAGCUCUAGGGGAGGGUAAGGAUGGCUUUGUGCAAUGUCCUCUGGAUGCUCUGAACUGGGCUGAGAGGAAGUACCUGAUCCUGGAAGAGAUCCUCACCUACCGCCCUGACAUCCUGUGUCUCCAGGAAGUGGACCACUACUACGACACCUUCCAGCCCAUCUUGGCCAGCCUGGGCUACCACAGCACAUUCCUUCCCAAGCCCUGGUCCCCCUGCCUGGAAGUGGCCAGCAACAACGGCCCUGACGGCUGUGCGCUCUUCUACCGCCGUGCACGCUUCAGCCUCCUCCACACCUCCCACCUGCGCCUCUCUGCCAUGAUGCUGCCUACCAAUCAGGUGGCCAUCGUGCAGACGCUGCGUUGCCGGGAGACGGGCCAGAGGCUGUGCGUAGCUGUGACCCACCUGAAGGCGAGAAGUGGCUGGGAGAGGCUGAGGGGGGCCCAAGGGGCUGACCUGCUGCAGAGCCUAAAGGCUAUCACCUCGAGGGCGGCUGGGUCAGACCCAGUCAGUAGGGGACCUGGGGGAGGGAGUGGGACAGGGGGGGUGCCUCUGAUAGUGUGUGGGGACUUUAACGCUGAGCCCUCAGAGGACGUGUACAGGCGUUUUAUCUCCUCCCUGGGUCUGGACUCCGCCUAUAAGCUGCUGAGUGCAGAUGGGCAGACGGAGCCGGCCUACACUACCUGGAAGAUCCGUCCCUCAGGGGAGAGCUGCAGUACCCUGGACUACAUCUGGUACUCUCACGGUGCUUUCACUGUGGACACCCUGCUGGACAUACCCACUGAGGAACAGAUAGGACCUGACCGCCUGCCCUCAUACCACUACCCCUCCGACCACCUCUCACUGCUCUGUGACGUCAGCUUCAGGGAGCCACGGGAUCAACCUCAUAGGCUGAUGUAGGUUGCCUAUCCGAGGCUUCGUGCAAUAGGGUCCCAGUUCAGGACAGUCCUGGAAGAAUCGACUGGAUCAAACAACAUGUGGGAGUGUGAUACUGGAGAAGUGAAUGCUUAUUUUACUUGAACUGGUGCUGAAAUUUGAUUCUGCAGACUUGACACCAGAGAGUAGUUAUUUAUUUAUUUUUUAAACCAGUACUUGUUUUCUGUCAAGUGAGAUGUUAUCCCUCAUGAUCGUUUUUCUUCAUAUGAGGUGUAUAACUGGUUUAAAGUAAUUGGAGAAUAGGAUCCUAUCAAUACUUUAACUGCUAUUAUUUUCAGUGCUGUGGCAACAAGAAUGCCAAUGAGCAUGUCAAAAUAAAAUACUUUCUGACAUCUUG
Molecule: messenger RNA, 2208 nt
Organism: Oncorhynchus masou masou (cherry salmon)
Lineage: Eukaryota; Metazoa; Chordata; Actinopteri; Salmoniformes; Salmonidae
Product: nocturnin-like
Biological process (GO): circadian rhythm
Molecular function (GO): poly(A)-specific ribonuclease activity
Source: RefSeq, a predicted model, not a curated record